AUGCAGCAACGUCGAGAUGAAAUCCUUGCGAAAAAGGCCAAGCUUGCGGAACUCAAGCGACAGAGAGAAAUUCGAGCCAGCCAGGCCAGUGCUGGCCGCCAAAAUCUAGGCGGCGGUGACUUAAUAUCGCCGACGCCGAGUAGAGCAGACAACCGCCGUGAAAUCGAAUAUCUCAUCAACAGCCUAGUUGGCGAAAGCCGGCCCGGUUCGACAACAACGGGAGGCGCCGCAUCUCCUGGUGGCCCUCGUGCAAGCCGACCAAACAGUGUCCUCAGUGCAGGAGAACUUAGCAACGAGGCAUCCGAGUCCGCAGCAGCUUCAGUUGCCGCUCCUCCUCCGCCACAACUCAGCACAGCACCUCUGACGACAGUGUACGAGUGCCCACCAUCUCCCGUCAAGGAGGUCUUUUCCUACAGCAAAGGCGUUCAGACUUCAGACGAAUGGCCCUCGCCGGCAAGAAACCGGGCGCAGUCAACCGUAUCAGACAGCGAUGAUUUGACGACGGGGACCACCAACUCGCCAAAUAAGAGGCAGAGCAGAAGAGAAAGGGACAGGGAGGAGCAAUUGCGUCAAAAGAUUCGCGAGGAAGUAGAGGCCGAGCUACGAGCAGCGAAAGAGUCCCUCGCAGACGGUACUAGCACAGCGCCCCCAGCGGCGUCCGCCAACUAUCCAUCAAGAGAGUUGACUGCAGAGGAGUUGGAAGCUGUUACGCGGUCUGAGGCAUUUGUUGACUUCCUCGAACAAUCUACCAAGGUUAUCGAACGAGCCAUUGACCACGAAACCUACGAUAUUUUGACAGACUACGCCUUGCAGGGCAAGGAUCAGGAUGACGACGACGAAGAAAGCGGAAACAGUGGUGGCCGUGGCUCCCAUCGGAUAAAGGAAGUGGUUCAGUUCUUUGAUGAUCGAUGGUCCAAAAAGCGCAUGAUUAGCGGCAUCGAUUUCUCUCCGAAAUUUAGUGAGCUCCUGCUCGCGUCGUAUACCAAAAAUCCCACGGCGCCUCACGAACCUGACGGCAUCGUCCAAGUUUGGAACACGCACAUGCAUAACCGUCCCGAGUACGUUUUUACCGCACAGUCUGACAUUCUCACCGCGAAAUUCUCUCCCUAUCACCCAAACUUGAUUAUUGGCGGAUCCUACAGCGGACAAGUACUUCUCUGGGAUACGAGAGCGAAAGCUGCUCCCGUGCAGAAGACCCCGCUAACUGGAUACGGCCACGCGCAUCCUAUUUACUCUGUCGAUAUUGUCGGGACCCAGAAUGCGAACAAUAUCAUUUCCUGCUCAACGGACGGCGUGGUCUGUGGGUGGAGUAUGGAUGUUUUUGCGCAGCCGCAAGAGCUCCUGGAACUGAAAAAUCCUAGCCAGGCCAAAGUGGCUGUAGAGGAUGUCAGCCCAACAUGCGUUUCUUUCCCUCAGACAGACCCUACGUUUUUCUUGGUUGGAAGCGAAGAAGGCACAAUCUUUCCAUGCCACAGAUACGACCGGGCUGGCGCAAAGGCUGGGGUGGACAAGAAAAUUAGCUACAAGGGCCACACAGCCCCCGUCAUGUCUGUUGAUUUCCAUCCAUCACGUGGCCCUAUUGACUUGGGCGACUUGAUUAUUUCAUCCUCGCUUGACUGGAGCGUGAAGCUCUGGAAGGUUCGCGCGCCGGCGGCCACUUCUACAGUUGGGGCGGGGGAUGGCAGUGUUGCACCACUCAUCGAUUUUGUUCGGGAAGAUGUUGUAUAUGAUGCCCGAUGGUCGCCAGUGAAGCCAAGCGUCUUUGCUCUGGUUGAUGGUGCUGGGUGGUUAGAACUCUGGGACAUUGCCGUCGAAACCGAAGAGCCCACUUCACGAAUCUCGCCCAGUCAGCGCCAAGACGGAAGAACGAUGCUCUCCAAGAGCCUGAACAAGCUGGCAUGGGAGCCAAAUGAUGGCAAGAGGCUGGCCACCGGCGGAAUAGAUGGUUCACUGACCGUUUUUGAGGUAGGUAGCGGCUUUGGUGGCAAGGAAGGAUUGAAGAGUGAGGAAUGGACCAGUGUCAAAAAGUUGGUUAAUCGAGUCGAAGCAGUUGGCUUGAAUGGGGCUUUCAUAGUGUAA
Molecule: messenger RNA, 2079 nt
Organism: Metarhizium album ARSEF 1941
Lineage: Eukaryota; Fungi; Ascomycota; Sordariomycetes; Hypocreales; Clavicipitaceae
Product: cytoplasmic dynein 1 intermediate chain 2
Exons: 2
Coding region: 1-2079 (692 amino acids)
Biological process (GO): transport along microtubule
Cellular component (GO): cytoplasmic dynein complex
Molecular function (GO): dynein light chain binding; dynein heavy chain binding
Source: RefSeq, a predicted model, not a curated record